Messenger RNA from Rubroshorea leprosula, 1049 nucleotides. Lineage: Eukaryota; Viridiplantae; Streptophyta; Magnoliopsida; Malvales; Dipterocarpaceae. The record is from the annotation of a GenBank genome assembly.
AGGUCAUUAGUUUAAUUUAACUUCAAAUGUCCUAAAUUACAAUUUAACAGUUUGAAUAUGAAACUUUUAAAAAACUUUGGACUAAUAUUAGAAACCAAUUUUUCAGGAGAAUGGUCGAAUUCAGAUGUUGAAACGAUUGUAAACCAGGCCAACAGGUUGGAAGUACCACCACCAACUUCUGAUGCACAUACCAUCAAUGGCAGACCAGGGUCACUCUUCCCGUGCUCUCAGAAAGAUACUUUUACUAUGGAAGUGGAGUCAGGAAAAACGUACCUCCUGAGGAUCAUCAAUGUUGCACUCAACGACCAGCUGUUCUUCACCAUCAGCGGUCACACCAUGACUAUGGUGGAAAUUGAUGCAGUUUACACCAAGCCCUUCACGACACGAGCCGUCUUGAUUGCAUUGCACCAGGCCUUUCAUGGAUGCACCAGUUCCGUGGAUAACAAGACAGUCACAGCCUUUCUACAGUACAAGGGAAUGCCCAACACAGUUCUAGCAUCAUCCUUGCCCACAUUUCCUGCUCCGAACAACACCAAGUUUGCCUUGAAUUAUAACAGUAAGAUCCAGAGUUUAAACAGCCCGCAAUACCCAGUGAAAGUUCCCCUGAAAGUGGACCACCGUCUUGUUUACACCAUUGGUUUGGGGGCAAAUCCAUGUGCCACCUGCCAAAACGAAACUCGACUAACGGCUUCAUUGAACAACAUCGCCUUUGUGAUGACAAAAAUGGGGCUUCUCCAAGCUCAUUACUUCAACAUCUUAGGGGUGUUCAGGAUUGAUUUCCCUGACCGUCCACCGGUUCCGUUCAACUACACCGAUGCACCACUGACGGCUAACCUGGCGACAUCAUCAGGAACAAAGCUGAGAUUCAAUUCAACCGUAGAACUAGUGUUACAGGACACCAAUCUCCUCACUGUUGAGUCACACCCGUUUUCAUCUUCAUGGUUUCAAUUUCUUUGUCGUCGAAAGUGGGAUAGGAAACUUCAAUUCGGCCAAAGAUCCAGCUAAGUUCAACCUAGUUGAUCCUCCAGAAAGAAAGACCGUUGGAGUUC